Molecule: messenger RNA, 1461 nt
Organism: Elephantulus edwardii (Cape elephant shrew)
Lineage: Eukaryota; Metazoa; Chordata; Mammalia; Macroscelidea; Macroscelididae
Product: vegetative cell wall protein gp1-like
Exons: 1
Coding region: 1-1461 (486 amino acids)
Source: RefSeq, a predicted model, not a curated record
AUGGCAGGAGCACUCCCCGCGCCGCCCACUCAACGGGGCGCUCACAAAGCAGGCGGCCGGCUAGAGUUUGGGGUGCGCUCCCACUGCGCGGGGCUCCCCGAGGCAGAGCCAUCCGGAGAAAGGCGGCUCGAUAAUGAUGGCUGCCCGGAGCCCGCGGCUCCUUCCCCGGGGCCUCCCACCGGGUGUGCGCCCCCGCCCGCGGCCAUCCCAUGUCACGGCGACAGCCCCGCACCACGGCCACCCUGCGCCCCGCCCGCGCCCCGCGAGCUCAGUCCCCGGUGCGAAGCAAACAAACAACGCGGCCCCGCCGCCCUCCUUCCUCUCCCCACUGACCGCUUGGCCUCCAGCCACCUUGGCCGUUCACGCUCAGAGCCACGGCUCUGCGCGGGGGGCAAGCGCACCCAGGGCACUUCGGGGGCCACCUGGAGACCCCCCCAGGAGCUGACCCUCGGCGGGCGGGGCGCCGGUUGGCUGCGCUGCUCUGGGGGCGAAAGUCUCUAUUAUGCAGACGACGACGACGACGCCAGUCCGGCCAGCUCGGCAAGGUGGGGUCCCCUGCGCGUCGCGCCUCUCGGCCCGCUCCCUUUCUUCUCCUCUGCGCGCACUUGGAGCCACCAGGAGCCCUGGGACUCCCUGCUUGGGCUUUCAACUCCGGCGCCGCCGUGGCCCCAGCUCGAACUAGGACGCUCCUGGGACCGCAUGUUCGUGUCGCCCCCGUCCCACGCGGCAACGCGCGCACCUUCCCCGCUCCGACCCACCUCGCCCGGGCGUCCCCCCGCGGCCAGCGCCGCCGCGCCAGGAGGGAGGCACUUUGUUCGCGCCGGUGCGCAGCGGCCGCCGGCGAACGCGGCGUGGUCGGUCCGGGAGGGGGCGAGGGUCACCGCUCCCGAGCCGCCGCCGCCGCUGCCGCUCAGCCAGCCCGCGCCCGCGCGCCCAUCGCCCGCUCGCCUGGAGUUGGAGCUCAACUUUUCCUUCCUUUUUCUCUCCCAGGGAACCGGCAACUCGUGCUCGGCGCCGGCGGGAGGACACGCGCUCGCGCUUCUCCGCGCGCAGACACGCUCCCUGCGCUCCCCGUGCCCCCCCACACCGGCAGCACAACAAAAAGCAAUUUACAUGCGAGGAAGUGACCCUCGGCCGGACCGCGCGCCCCCGCCGCCUGCGAGCUCAAGCGAAAGUUGGGGCGCCGGGCAGCGCUCGGGCGCGGGUUCGGGGCUCGCGGGCGGCGCUGCGCUCCUGCCGCCCCUGUCGCCCCAGCCCUCCGCACACGCCCAACUCCUCGCUCCCAACUCCGCGCUGGCCCAGCCUCGGCUCCGAGCGGUUUCCUGCCGCCGCCGCCGCCCCUCCUGGGCGCACGGCGAACUCUCGCGCUCACCGGGUCGCUCGGGCUCCUCCACUGCCAGCGCCGAGGAGAAAACAAAACGUAGAGCGAGAUCCGGAGUUGGCUCGGCGGUCGGGGGCUGA